GUCCUCUGGUUCGGAGCAGGUUGGAAGAUGGCUCUCUACGUGCAUCAUUUCUUGCUAGCCCUGCUUCUGGGAGCUAACGUGCUCAUCAGCGUUCACGCUCAAGAGGCGGCAGUGUCCGAGACAUGGACUAGCAGGUCCUGCAAAUGUGAUUGUGAAGGAGAUGAAUCCCAGACGCAGUCUUCCUCCAUUGGGGCCGGCUCUUCCAUGGUGGACUGCAUGCCAGAGUGUCCGUACCACAAGCCUCUGGGCUUCGAGGCCGGGUCAGUGAGUCCAGACCAGAUCACCUGCUCCAACCAGGAACAGUACACCGGCUGGUUCUCCUCGUGGCUCCCGAGCAAGGCCCGGCUCAACACUCAGGGCUUCGGCUGUGCCUGGCUGUCUAAAUUCCAGGACAGCGCUCAGUGGUUGCAGAUUGACCUGAGGGAGGUGAUGGUGGUCUCGGGGAUCCUCACCCAGGGCCGCUGUGACGCUGAGGAGUGGAUCACCAAGUACAGCGUUCAGUACCGCACGGACAAAACACUCGGCUGGAUCUUUUACAAAGACCAGACUGGCAACAACAGGGUGUUUUACGGUAAUUCUGACCGUGCCUCGUCCGUGCAGAACCUGCUGCGGCCGCCCAUCGUGGCGCGCUACAUCCGCAUCCUCCCCCUUGGAUGGCACACACGCAUCGCACUGCGCAUGGAGCUGAUGCUCUGCAUGAACAAAUGCAUCUGAAAGCUCUCCUCCCCACCAAGGCCCCCCCCCCCCCCCCACACACACACAAAACAAUCUUCUAUCUAUACCUAAGUCGUUCGAUUGUGUGGUCUGUUAUUAUAUCCACAGCUGUGUCCUCCUCCAGCUCCCCGUGUAGAACCACAAGGUGAAGAUACAAAGACAACAGUUUGACUGAUCUAAUUUAAAUGUGUGUUCGAUAUGCUCAAUGAGCUUCAUUCACUCCUCUCUCCAUUGUCUGUGUUCAAUCGGUCUCAUACCAGGGGGGCUUUUAUUUGGUGAGUUCUCAAUAGAUUGUUGCAAUGAAUUUUGCAAUGAAAUGGCAUAAAUUCAAAGCAAUAAUUAGGCAUGGAGAGGGAGAGGCGGCGUUGCCAUGGAGGUUGUAUUCAACGGCCUGAGACAAGCUCUUCCAAAACAUUUGUGUCCUCCUGUAAAAUGUUAUCGGCUUCUCCUGAUAUUUAAGAAUAAACAGGAACCUCUUUUCCUUACAUCCCCUGAAAGAUGAGGCUGGUGAUAGUCUACAUGUUUCUUACUGUCAACAAAUCCCAAAACCAGCAAUGAGUUCAUCCCAACAACAAGUAUUGUUUGUGUGAGCAGAGACAUUUAUUUUGUAUUAUUCCCCAGCACUAUUAGAAACACAUUGUUGCAUGUAUGUGACAUGUGCCUUCACUACAAAGAACACAGGAACUGUAGUUUAUAAAAGUGUGUGAUUGUGGCCCCUCUGGUUUGAAUGGUCUCGUGUUCGAGUGCCACAGACCAAAUAAAGAAGCAAGAAAGAGAAAAAGACGCUUUAAUUGUGGUCCUUUUAAUGAUAUUGGUUGAUAAUAAGAAAUGUGGAAUAAUGUCAGACUUUUUCUUUAAAUACGUCUGUAUUUCACUUCUUCUCCUCUUUCCUGUGUGUAACAACUUACAUGUCUACUCAUCACUGUUGUAUAAAGGUCGAGGGAUGGAAAAUUCACUACUGUUCAGAUAUGGGUUCUGUAUUGUGUUUAACCCCUGAUUUCUGUUUGUAACAUUUCAAUUCAGUUUCUCGUGAUACUUUGGGAAUAUGAUGCAGCGUCUUAUUUACUCUGAAGAUGUGUCCUUUAUUGUAUCUGGAAAACAUUUCCCUGAUUAAAAUGUGUACUGUGUACUAA
Messenger RNA from Pseudoliparis swirei, 1847 nucleotides. RefSeq names its product retinoschisin 1a (gene rs1a). Lineage: Eukaryota; Metazoa; Chordata; Actinopteri; Perciformes; Liparidae. The transcript is spliced from 6 exons. The record is from RefSeq and is a predicted model, not a curated record. Bases 28 to 714 code for a protein of 228 amino acids.